AUGAGGGACUUGAGACGUGAGAAACUGCUUACCGUGAUGACCACGCGGGCUUACACGCGGUUUGAGCCGCAGGAGCUGGUGCAAUUGUACAACGAGCUGCUGAUGAGGAUGGGGAAGCUUGAGCGGUCGAGCGAACCCAAUGAUGUCUCGCUGCUGGAGAUGUACUUUUAUGUGUGCUGCUACCUUGGCAAGGACCAGGAGAUGUCGCUUGUGUUUCAGCGUUUGAGGGACAGAUUUGGCGAGAGUUCCCCUAGAGUUGCUGUGAUGAAGGCUACUAUGAUGGAAGUUGAGGGCAACGACAGUAGUGCUGCUAAGCAGUACCUAGAAGGUCGUUUGAAGGAGCUGGAGUACGAUGCCGAUAGUGUGAGCUACGUGAUGCUGUCUAAGAAGUUACUCGCUCUAAAGAUGAGGGACUUGAAGAAGAACCCACAACAGCAGCUCAAAGAGACAUUGGCGUUAAUAGAGAAGUUUCCGCUGGACCCGGAGUUGCAGUGGGUGUGCUCUGAGCUGUACUACUCGCUGAAAGACCUAGACAAGGCGAUAUACUGCAUCGAAGAAGUUCUGGUGGCGAUGCCAUUCAACUAUGUAGCGUUCGCUAGGCUCUCCGAGCUGCUGUAUUACAAGUAUGUGCGUGAGUUCCAGGAUAAGCCUGCGAAGAGGAGAGACACUGCAGCCUUGCAGCAAGCGCUGGACAACGCCCUUCGUAGUGUCGAGCUGAGCGAGCUGUUCUUGAAAGGAUGGUCCCUGGUGGCUACCAUCAGUAAGGAGCUGGAUAAACCACAACUGCUACAGUUGUCGAAGAAGAAGCUGCAAGAGAUCAGUGAAGUGUCAAACAGCAACGACGCCCGUAUAGCCAAGAAGUUCCUACAGAAGAUGGCAUAA
This is a messenger RNA of Nakaseomyces glabratus, 882 nucleotides long. It is a transcript of the gene EMC2, whose product is annotated as Emc2p. Gene Ontology annotation, cellular component: EMC complex. Gene Ontology annotation, biological process: protein folding in endoplasmic reticulum. The record is from RefSeq and is a predicted model, not a curated record. Lineage: Eukaryota; Fungi; Ascomycota; Saccharomycetes; Saccharomycetales; Saccharomycetaceae. Gene Ontology annotation, molecular function: protein binding.